Messenger RNA from Thunnus maccoyii (southern bluefin tuna), 2479 nucleotides. It is a transcript of the gene cbx7a, whose product is annotated as chromobox homolog 7a. The transcript is spliced from 6 exons. Gene Ontology annotation, biological process: negative regulation of transcription by RNA polymerase II. Gene Ontology annotation, cellular component: PRC1 complex. The record is from RefSeq and is a predicted model, not a curated record. The coding region runs from base 271 to 1416 and encodes 381 amino acids. Lineage: Eukaryota; Metazoa; Chordata; Actinopteri; Scombriformes; Scombridae.
CCCGACUUAAAGCAGCGCGUUGUGUCCAGUGUUCAUGUGUCGCAGAUUUUAAAAAGUGAGAGAGGCAGGCAGCUGGAGUUUGGUGAGAGGGAAGCGCAGAGGCACAACGCACAAAACAAGUGCUCACACCGGGAGCGAGCGGCUGCAGUGACACUUGUCACAGUUUUUUUCCCUCCUCCUCCUCUUUAACUAUUUUUAUUUCAGCACUUCGAAAAGCAGCAGAGACCCAGUUUGUUUUCUGUUUUGGAGCGUGUGGAGCAGCGCGCGGCGAUGGAGCUGUCAUCAAUAGGAGACCAAGUGUUUGCAGUGGAGUCAAUAACAAAGAAGAGAGUCAGAAAGGGUAAUGUGGAGUAUCUACUGAAAUGGCAGGGAUGGCCCCCAAAGUACAGUACUUGGGAACCAGAGGACAAUAUUUUGGACCCUCGCCUGGUCCUGGCCUACGAAGAGAAUCAGGAGAAGGUCAGAGCUCUGGCCUAUCGCAGGAAAGGACUCAGACCCAGGAGGCUCGUCCUGCGGAACAUCUUUGCCAUGGACCUCCGCAGUGCCCACAAGGUCCCGGACAAGCCUCCGCCCCGGCUACGCCUCUCCCUCACCCGCUCCAUGAGCACAGAUGUGGACCAGGGCGAGCGGGGCAGCAUGUACUGUCGUCAAGCCAGAAGGAGGAGCAAGUAUAGGGCGUCCAAACGAGGGCCAGAUGGACCCUCAAACAAACCCAUCCGUCCACCCAGGAAGAAGGAGGAGUCCAUGGAGGAGGACUGGGGCGGCACCAGCGAAGAAGAGAAGCAGGAGUCUGAAAGCACCACUGAGGAGAGACGUGAAGACAGUUUAUACGGUCAGUCCGAGUGCAGUUCCCCUCCCCUGCUGGAGCGACAGGACUUGGAGAUGGAGGUGGAGGAGAAGGUGGAGGCCGACCUGACAGCAGUAGGCACAGAGAUAUGGACUGACAGAGCAGGCGGAGGGACGUCCGAAAUAAGACUCAACCAAACAUUUGCGUGCGACCAAUCAAAGGACAGCGCCUCAGUGCCUGAGGCCGGACAAGGGGAUGUUGUUACUGUGGGCAACAGGUCAGAGUGGGACAGAGGUGAGGCGGGUGUGGCGUCAGGGUCGGAGUGUCUGAGUCACAGAUCAGAGGGAGGCGUUUGUCAGAGAAACAACACAACCUCGGUGAUAGUGAGCGUUCAGGAGAGCAGCGAGACAGCAGGUGACACCACCGCUGUCUGCUCGGCUGCAGAAGCACGGAGGGAGGAAGUGAGAGGCGACAAUCAGAGCGUUACUAUGACAACACCAGGCAGUCAGACUGAUCCCGCUGAAGCAGAGCAUCCUGGGAAGGUGAUUGUGACAGAAGUGACUAUCAACUCCUUGACGGUGACUUUUAAAGAAGCCACGGUGGCUGAAGGCUUCUUUAAGGGCUACUGAACGCAAAGAAAGAGAGAUCAAAAUAACCAUAAUUAGACUUGCCACUCAUUUUCUACAUGUAAAUAGUCGUAUAUGUAAGAUAAUUCUUCAUGUUUACAAAGCUACACUCAUUUCCUGCUGAGUUCAAUGAAGAAAUUAUUGCCUUUGAAUGAAAAGUGAGUGGUAAUUUUAUCAUUGUGGCUCAUUUAUUAGGAGUGAUAAGAAACAAGAGUCCCCUAAAAAUGUGCUAAAAUCAUUUUCACAUUGCAAUCCAGCAGACAAAAUAGAUCUCAGUGGCAGGUUUCCUUCCUGGGGCUGCUGGGUUUACUGAGAGCGGGAGACAGAUGGUGAGACAGCAGUCGAGUCUAUAACAAUACAGACCACAUACUACUUCCAUGCAGCUACUUUCUCCAGUCGUCUUCAGUGCUUUCCAGAUACCAGUCUCAGAUCUGUUCUCGGGGCCUGUUUCAGUCGCUCCUUUUCUUACGAAUAAUGUUUUGUAAAGAUAUCGCUCUUUUCCAGUAUUCACACAGAGUUAACCGCAUGCCCUGUCAGUCUGUGCCACACAUGCACAAAGCCCUGUCCUGUGUGUUAUUGAAGAGGUUUAUUUCUGUCACAAAAGAAAUAAAACAAAGGAGAGAACUAAUACCCGCCGCUCAGAUGAAGUUCUGCGUUUCAAGGAGGAGGGAUGCACAAAAAAAGAAGUACACAGUUGUGUUUGCUGUCUCUGUCUUUUUACUUUUCAAGUAUGAAAUGCUACCUGGUUCUAUUUUUGUAUUACCAAUUGAUAGUCCACUCUUUUCACUAGCCUUUGUGCAUCUCAAAAGAGGAAGUAUCAGUUUACACCGCCGCUGUUAAACGCCGUGUAGGGUAAUGUACAAAUGGAAGCAAACGUACAGUACGUUAGGUCAGACAGUAGUGAGCUGUUAUUUAUUGCAUGUCACAUGUAUAAGCUAAACUAACUUAUGUCACGUAUGUGUCUGAAUCCGUCUUUCUCUGACAAAGAUGAAUUGUCAAACAUGUCUUUUCUCUGAAAAUGAAUUUUUAUUUUGACUGCAUUUCCAAUAAAUAUGUACUAAAAUAA